AUGUUUAACAACCGCAGUUUUUUAACAAAAUAUUUCCCUAAAUUAGAUAAAGUAAAAAAGUUUAUUUCAUUUACUCAAACUGGUGAAAAUACAGCAAUAUACUGCUUAACUCAAAAUGACUGGAAACUGGAGCUUGCAUCGGAUAAUUAUUUUCAAAAUCCUGAUGUUUACUACAAAGAGCCUAAAGUAUCUGUUGACAAAAGAAAACUUGAAACACUUUUUCAAAAAUAUAGAGAUCCAGCAGAGCCUGAUAAGAUGACUGCUGAUGGUAUAGAAAGGUUUUUAGAUGAUAUUGGGUUAAAUCCAGAAUCAAAACUUGUUUUAAUUUUAGCCUGGAAAUUUAGAGCAGCCACUCAGUGUGAGUUCACUAAGGAUGAAUUUAUGGGAGGAAUGACAGAGCUUGGGUGUGAUUCUAUAGAUAAAUUAAAAUCGAGGUUACCUUUAUUAGAAUCAGAGAUUCGAGAUCAACCUCGCUUCAAAGAUCUUUACCAUUUUACUUUCAACUAUGCUAAAAAUCAAGGACAAAAAGGUUUAGAUUUAGACAUGGCUAUUGCAUAUUGGAAUAUUAUCUUACAAGGGAGAUUUCGAUUUUUGCAUCUUUGGUGUCAAUUUCUUCAGGAUCGUCACAAAAGGUCUAUUCCAAAAGAUACAUGGAAUCUUUUAUUAGAAUUUGCAUUGACUAUUAAUGAGGACAUGUCAAAUUACGAUCAAGAAGGAGCAUGGCCGGUUUUAAUAGAUGAUUUUGUAGAAUGGGCUCAACCUUAUAUCGCUCAAGGACCCGCCACAACUCCAGUUUAA
Molecule: messenger RNA, 798 nt
Organism: Pediculus humanus corporis (human body louse)
Lineage: Eukaryota; Metazoa; Arthropoda; Insecta; Psocodea; Pediculidae
Exons: 5
Coding region: 1-798 (265 amino acids)
Biological process (GO): positive regulation of ubiquitin-protein transferase activity; protein neddylation
Cellular component (GO): ubiquitin ligase complex
Molecular function (GO): cullin family protein binding; ubiquitin-like protein binding; ubiquitin conjugating enzyme binding
Source: RefSeq, a predicted model, not a curated record